UACCUUUAAAGAUGGCUAAGGGAGUGACGUAUUGCGUAUAUGACGGUAGAAUCGGGUAGUGCAGCAGGUCUGAACCUCGCCUUCCUCUAUUGCAGACACACAGAGCACACAAAUACUGAGGGGAUAAAAACAGUGCUUGGAAUAAAGAAACUAAGCCUAAUCAUGACCGAAACCACGAAGACGCACGUUAUCCUUCUAUCCUGUGGCAGUUUUAACCCCAUCACCAAGGGGCACAUCCAUAUGUUCGAAAAGGCAAGAGAUCACCUUCACAAAACAGGGCGAUUUAUUGUGAUUGGGGGAAUCAUCUCGCCAGUUCAUGACUCCUACGGAAAACCGGGUCUGGUCUCCAGCAGACAUCGCCUGACCAUGUGUCAGCUGGCUGUCCAAUCAUCUGAUUGGGUUAGAGUGGACCCCUGGGAAUGCUAUCAGGACACAUGGCAGACGACCUGCAGUGUGCUGGAACACCACCGUGAUCUCAUGAAAAGAGUGACAGGCUGCAUUCUAUCAAAUGUGAAUUCCCCAUCUACGACUCCAGUGAUUGGACAGCCACAGAACGAGACGCGUCCCAUCUACCAGAACACCAACAUUACAGACAACAAGCCCACUGCAAUUAAGCUUCUGGGAAAAGUGAGCGACAGUCUGGGAAAGAUCUGCUGUGUACGCCCCCACAUUGAUCGCUUCACUUUUGUGGAUGAGAAUGCAAACUUGGGAACUGUAAUGAGAUACGAGGAGAUUGAGCUGCGCAUCCUACUGCUGUGUGGCAGUGACCUACUCGAGUCCUUCUGCAUUCCUGGCCUCUGGAAAGAGAGUGACAUGGAGGUGAUCGUAGGGGAUUUUGGGAUUGUGGUGGUACCUCGUGACAACGUGGACACAGAAAGAAUCAUGAACCAUUCCUCAGUCCUCCGCAAGUACAAGGAUAACAUCAUUGUUGUUAAAGAUGAAAUGAAUCAUCCCAUGUCUAUUGUCAGUUCUACCAAGAGCAGACUGGCCUUGCAACAUGGAGACGGGCAUGUGGUGGACUACCUGAGCCAGCCAGUCAUUGACUACAUCCUGCAGAGUCAGCUGUACAUCAACACCUCCGGAUAGAGCCCUCCAUUCUCUGCUCUCCUGCUUGGGGUGGCAGUUCCUCUCUCUCUCUCUCUCUCUCUCUCUCUCUCUCUGUCUGUCUCUGUAAAACAUACUUCUCCUGCUCUACCGCUUUCCAUGUACAGAAGCCUUCAGUGUCUCUGUCCCUCCUAACUGUAACAUAGCAACAAGGCCUCCCAGUGGUACUGCACUGAAUGAGACGGCACAGGAUACAUGGAUCCACCCUUGACUAGACUUCUGUGCACACAAGGGGCUGCAGGGAGGAGGGUGUGAAAGGAGGGUGCAAGGAAUAUUCUCUAACGAUAAGCUGUUGGCAUUUGCUGUACAUUUAAUACUGUUCUUCUAAUGCAUGUGUUUAUGUGUUUUAUUUAUUUGCAUGAUUGCUUUUAUUGCAAAGUAGAUUUGUAGUCUGUGGUAAAAGUACUGGCAAAUACAAUAAGUCCCAGUAAUCAAGGUUUAUACAGUACAGGAAGCUUGUGAAACGUGACACAAACAGGAUGUAAAAAAAUUUAUAAAAGAGCAAUGCUGAUAAAUUGAAAGAAACAGUGGUGGACCAUUUAAAAUGUCAGGUUUGAUGGUCUGAAACAAUUUCAUUUUUUUUAAUUAAUACAAAACUGAAAUUCUUUAUUUGGGAUUGCAUGGCAGAUAUACAGCAAUACUUUUCCCAGAGAGAUUUUACAACUUGAUGGAAGGUGACUAUGUGUUUGUCUGUAGAACCUGCAGAUUUUCAAAGCCACCCUUACCACUGUAAACAUUAAACCGUAUCUUUGUUGGCUUACUCUUUGUAUGUCAAGAGCUAAUCUGCAGUUACUUUCUGCCAAAUCCUGGUGCUUGUUCAGGAACAGUUCACAGCCUGCUCCAGACAUACAGUAGACACGCUCUCUGGAGAACUGUCCCAUUCAUGGAAGCAAGCUAACCAAUCAGAGUAUUCCUUGCCCCUUCGCACUCCACUGCCCUCCACAGUCUUGCUCGUGGACUCUUGCCAUGUUAACAUUUGCCACUGGGAGCGACUUGAAAUCAAUCUUUUAAAUUUCUAUCAGCAACAGAUUGAGUUCAAACCAUGGCAUUUGUAUUCCUUUACAGCCCCUGGUAUCUU
Messenger RNA from Polyodon spathula (Mississippi paddlefish), 2182 nucleotides. Its product is annotated as nicotinamide/nicotinic acid mononucleotide adenylyltransferase 2-like. Gene Ontology annotation, biological process: NAD+ biosynthetic process. The record is from RefSeq and is a predicted model, not a curated record. Gene Ontology annotation, molecular function: nicotinate-nucleotide adenylyltransferase activity; nicotinamide-nucleotide adenylyltransferase activity. NCBI's taxonomy places the organism in Eukaryota, Metazoa, Chordata, Actinopteri, Acipenseriformes, Polyodontidae. Gene Ontology annotation, cellular component: Golgi apparatus. The coding region runs from base 40 to 1086 and encodes 348 amino acids. The transcript is spliced from 11 exons.